AUGUUCCCUCGUUAUUCUCCGUCCAUGAAUUGGCCCUCGGUCCGCCCGAAAAGGUGCCGAUUCUCAGUCAACCCUUCGUUAUAUUGGACGUUUCUCGCAUUUACUGUCUUUGCUACAGUGAGUUGGGCUUUCGGAGUGUGGAGGGGAGAUGAGUAUGUUGCGCAGGAUGCGACCAAUGCCCUUCUCUUCAGGCGGAACACUGAACCAGAGUGCCGGCUGGUCCGUAAAGUCAAGGACAAAUGCGCCUUUGUCCGUACUAACUGUCCGGACCAUGAAGAUGGUCUAUUCUCCUACCUCCAAUUCUACUAUUGCACUCUCGCAGACGCCAAACCGCUAGCAUUCAUUCUCCUCAUUCUGUGGAUGUGCUUGCUCUUCAAUACUAUCGGAAUAGCCGCCAGCGACUUUCUCUGCAUCGACUUGAGCACAUUGGCCAGUAUCCUGGGGUUGAGUGAGAGUUUGACGGGAGUCACAUUCCUUGCUUUCGGAAAUGGAAGUCCCGACGUGUUCUCCACAUUUGCUGCGAUGAAGUCGAAUAGCGGAAGCCUCGCCAUUGGUGAACUGAUCGGAGCUGCGACCUUCAUUACAUCAGUGGUGGCUGGUUCCAUGGCGUUGGUCCGGCCGUUCAAAGUCGCCCGAAGGAGCUUCGUCCGUGACGUUGGAUAUUUUAUCAUUGCUGUGAGUUUCAGCAUGGUGUUUCUAGCAGAUGGGCGCCUGCAUAUCUGGGAAUCCACCGUGAUGGUGGCUCUAUAUUGUUUCUAUGUGGCGAUGGUGGUCAGUUGGCAUUGGUAUUUCGUGCGCCAGCGUCGAAGAUACGAAAGGGAUGUUGCGGCACGGUCCCAUUUCCACAUCCCGGACAACCAGGAGCUAGACAUCGACGAACCUGCAGAGGAUGAUGAUCCUGGUGUAGGGUCGGAAUCAAGAAAUCUGCUUCGAGCUGGAUCGACAGAGGACUUCGACGCGUUGGAACGGUCUGACCGACCCGCCUGGACAGAAGAAGACAGAGACGAGGAUGAUGAAACCCGUAAUCGCUAUCUGGCUGAGAUACGGGAGAACAUGCAUAUAUAUCGUCCCAAUUCGCGGAGGCGAAACACUGCUGCAUUAAACCCCAUUAGACCCAGCUUGGUUGGCGCACUCGAGUUCCAAUCCGUUCUCUCUUCGCUACAAAAUUCUAGAAACGCUCAUCAAACUUUUGGAAUUGACCUGGACAGGUACUCGGAUCAUCCUGAAGCACGACCUUCCCAGGACUUUGAUAAUCGCUCCGUUGCAUCGCACUCGCAAGUAUACCGAACCCCUAGCCAGCUCUCUCCGCACGAGGGCUCCGCUCGAACUAGAGCUGUAUCUGCUAAUGAUGCUGCUGGAUUGAAAAUUGACACCGGUGUGUUUGACCAAAACACAAACUCGCCAGUCCAUGUCACUGUCAGUCGGCCUUCCGGGGAAGGUCUCCACACGGCUGAAAACCGCCCGGUCAGUCGAGAUGCACUAUCGCCAUCGGACGCUGGUGAUUAUUUCUCACGAAGUCCAUCCCCAGGGGUUGCAGAUGCACCUCGAACCCCAGAUCUGCUCGCGCCAUCAGAUGCCUUCCGGUCUCCCAAUUACCAGACCAAUGCGUCCCGUCCACGUUCGCCGCUUCAUUCUCCGCGCGGGACACAUGUUUCCCCGGACACUUCUCCUGCUGAACCUGCAACCGAAAGUCCACUUAGCCCAUUCCCUCCAUUCACUGAUCACCCAGAAUCCUUAUCGUCUAGAGCAUCCAGCAUUCGUCCGCGAGGCGGUUCAAGCCCCACGGAGCGGCUACAGAUCCGUGAUGGUGUUUCCGAAAAUGGAGACAACCGUCCGCCGGCGCGAAUCAAGUGGUGGCCUUAUUGGAUGUUACCAGGGCCACAAUCUCUCUUCUCGACGCUUUUCCCAACACUGUGUGACUGGAAAGUCAAAAGUAUCUGGGAACGGUUACUGGGGGUUGUUGCAGCCCCAACUGUGUUGUUUCUGACGGUGACUAUCCCUGUCAUUGAACCAGCACCAUCCGACACAAUUACGGAUCCCAUCCCCGUCGUGAUAACUACAGCAGAUGAUGGUAAUGACUUGACCACAACCCGAGUGAGGCUCCCAGAUGAUAGUCCAAUUAUCCGCGCCCUUGAGCACCAGUCUUCUGAGGAGCAGGAACGAGGAACAGGCGACGAUGGCAAGUCUCAGCGUCAACCCUCGCAGGGAAGAGAGCGCUUUAAUUCCGAGGUACCAGCCGUCCAACAACUACCCGAGGACGCAGCCACGUCGGUCCCGAAAGAGUGGAACCAAUGGCUGGUCUCUAUUCAGCUUUUCGUUGGCCCAUUUUUCAUUGCCCUAAUCACCUGGACGGUCAUAGACUCGGAAUGCAGACCUCGCUAUCUCCUACUACCAGCUCUCAUCGCUCUUCUCUUCUCCGUGUUAUGCUUCACUUUACUCCGGAUAAGCACCCGGCUCAGUCAUAACUCGCAACCACCCAAACCAUGGCGCUCAUUUUUAGCCCUCCUUGGCUUUUUAGUCGCCAUCUGCUGGAUCGCCACCAUCGCAGAAGAAGUCGUCAACCUCCUCAAAGCCAUAGGCGUCAUCAUGAAUAUCAGCGACUCACUCCUGGGCCUCACUGUCUUCGCAGUCGGGAACUCGCUGGGCGACCUCGUUGCAGACAUCACCGUCGCUCGUCUCGGAUACCCCGUCAUGGCGCUGAGCGCCUGCUUCGGCGGACCUAUGAUGAACAUCCUCCUUGGAAUUGGUCUGGGUGGUAUGUACAUGACCGUGAACGCGAAGCCGAAUGCUGUAGCUGCUGCUACGGGGUUGUACGAGAUUGCCAUCUCCAAGGUUUUGGUCAUCAGUGCAAUAACUCUGUUGAUUAUACUAGCUGGAGUGUUAAUUGUCGUUCCGUUGAAUGGGUGGCGGAUGGAUCGGAAGAUUGGCUGGGGACUGGUUGUGUUGUGGUGUGUUAGUACCCUUGGUAAUGUUAUUGCUGAAGCGGUAUCAUAA
Molecule: messenger RNA, 2994 nt
Organism: Aspergillus chevalieri
Lineage: Eukaryota; Fungi; Ascomycota; Eurotiomycetes; Eurotiales; Aspergillaceae
Product: sodium/calcium exchanger protein
Exons: 2
Coding region: 1-2994 (997 amino acids)
Biological process (GO): monoatomic cation transport; transmembrane transport; intracellular calcium ion homeostasis
Cellular component (GO): membrane
Molecular function (GO): monoatomic cation transmembrane transporter activity
Source: RefSeq, a predicted model, not a curated record